AGGAGCCGCCUCCUCGGACACGUUAAAAGUUUGGGGCGGCUCCGGCUCCGGAGGCGGCAGAGCACGGCGGGUUGCUGUGGCAGCUCGGCGGGCGCUGAGCCCCCGGCCCCGGGCACCGCCCCACGCCGCCGCCGCGGGAAGAUGGCGAGCCGCCGUCUGCUGCUCCUUGUCGUGGGGCUCCUGAGCUAUCCUGGUGUGUCUGGAAUCUCCAUUGAAACAGAUAACAAAAAUGUAAAAGCAGAGGAGUUUAAAGAGGCUAUUCUUAGUUGCAAACACAAAUUUUCAAAAGGGAUGAGUUUAAGAAUAGAGUGGAAGAAAAUCCAACCUCAAGGAGUCUCAUUUGUCUACUACAAUAGUGAAUUUACAGGUGAUCUUCAAGGCCGAGCAGAGAUGCUGAAUACAGGAAUCCGAAUUAGGAACGUGACUAGAAGGGAUUCCGGGACCUACCGCUGUGAAGUCAGUGCCAAGAGUGAAGAGGGGCAACGCCUGGGAGAGGCUACUAUUACUCUCACAGUAUUGGUUGCUCCGACUACUCCAGUGUGUGAGGUACCCAGCUCCGCAAUGACAGGAACGGUCGUGCAGAUGAGUUGUAAGGAAACUGAGGGCUCCCCUCCAUCUGAGUACCAGUGGUACAAGAAUGGUGUUGCCUUGCUGGAGAAGACAGGAACAGGCAGUGCUAGAGCAGCAAACAUAACUUACACCAUGAAUAGAAAGUCUGGCACUCUGUUGUUUAAUACAGUUACAAAGAAUGACACUGGAGAGUAUUUCUGUGAAGCCUCCAAUGGGAUUGGAUUAUCUCAGAAAUGCUCAGUGAAGCGAAUGCAAGUUGAUGACCUCAAUGUAAGCGGUAUCAUUGUGGCUGUAGUAAUUGUGGCUCUGGUGAUGGUGCUGUGUGGCCUUGGAGUAUUCUAUGCCCAAAAAAAGGGCUACUUUGCAAAGGAAAGUUCUUCCCAAAAGAAGACGAACUAUCAAUCUACAAGUGAAAAGGAUUUCAAGCAUACCAAGUCCUUUGUCAUUUAGAAGAUUUCAGCCUCUGUGAGGGACAUCAAAUUACUACUUGUUAUACAAAAGUAUCAAUGUCCUGGUUUCAGCUGGGAUAAUUUUCUUCAUAGUAGCUGUGUUUUGGAUUUAAUAUGAGAAUAAAGUUGAUAACACACUGAUGUUUUAGUUGCUGCUGAGUAGUGCUUACUCCAAGUCAAGGAGUCCUCAGAUUCCCAUGGUCUUCCAGUGAGGAGGUGCAAAAGAAGCAGGGACAGAGCACAGCUGGGACAGCUGAUCUGAGUUGUCCAAAGGGAUAUGCAUAGAAUCACAGAAUCAUCAAAAUAAGCUGAGUUGGAAGGACCCAUCAGGAUCAUGAAGUCCAACUCCUGGCCCUGCACAGGACACCCCAAGAAUCACGUCAUGUGCCUGUCACAUUGUCCAAACACUUCUGGAACUCAAACAGGCUUGGUGCUUGGUGACUGCCUCCAUGCCAGAACAUCACACCAGUAUUUAAACUGGGGAAGUUGGCCAGGAGGAGCCAACUGCUGCUGGAGACAGGCUGGUCAUCAGGCAGAGAGUGGUGAGAAACUGUUGUGCAUCACUUGCCUUUCUUGGGCUUUACUCCUCUCUCUCCUUUUCACUACAAUUCAUAUUACUGUUGUUAUUAUUGUCAUUAGUAUUAUUAGUAUUUUAUUUUACUUUGUUUCAAUUAUUAAACUUUGUUCUCUCAACCCACCAGUUUUACCAAUUUUUUCCCUAGUUCACCCACUGGGCUGGGGUGGGGACAGUGAGCAAGCAGCCACAUGGGGCUGAGCUGCUGGCAGUUCUUUUUGGCACCCAACGUGUGACUUGAAAGGUUGAGAUAAAAGCAGAUCUGACUAGAGCAUGUUAGAACAAGUUUGUUACAAGCCUUCAUUGUAUUGGUUUAAUAGUUUGCUGGCCACCAUAUUGAUUAAUUUGCUCUAGGCCUGGGCUAAGGUUAUCACUGUGUUGUUCUGUGUUGUACUGGCUUGUGAAAUGAUAGAUUGGCUGGUCAUGAGCCUGCCUGGUGUGUGUCCCCACUGUCCUUUGGGAGCCAUCUGGUGGAAACUAUCCACAGUUACAUCUACUGCCUUUUACCCUCAGAGAGCCAGCCCACGCCAAAAACACCUUCCUUCCCCUCCAGGAUGAUUACAAUAGCAUUUGAGAAUUUUAAAGACUUUGCAUAUCCUGUGACUACCCUUGAAACCAACGUGGUCCUUUUGGUAACAAUCAGUAUGUUGUUGCAUAUGGUUCAGGCCUUCUUUAGGGUUAAGAAAAGAUCUGUGGAAACCAAAACCCCACCAACAUGUACUGUACCUACACAAACUUCAGUAACAGGCCAACCAGAGGCAACCACUCAAUCCUUAUUCCUGAGUAAGCUGAAGGAUAUACACAAAUAUUUCAGCUGUUGUCCUGAUGAGCAUACUACCACCUAGCUGUUCCAAUGCUGGGAUAAUGGGACUAACAGAUUUGAAUUAAAGGGUAGGAAUCACUUUGUAAGAAAACAAGCAUUGACAAGGUGAUUGCAAGCGAGACACAAGUCCCCAGCUUCUGGAAGUGAGUCCUGUCAAGCCUGAAGGAAAGAUAUCCUUACAAGAAUGAUACUACAUGUCACCAUGCAAGUGGAAAGACAUCCAAUACUUGAGGGAAUUGGCCAUGCUAGAGAUUUAUUUUGACCUGGACAAUACAAGGUUCCCCACAGAUCCAGACCAAUUCCUCUGCACAUGACUCAUGUAGUAGAAGUUUGUAGAGUCUACCAAGAGUACACACCAACCCACUGGCAACAUUAAUCUGAGAAGACAUCACACCACCAUCUGUGGACACAGUGGCUUGCCAUCUCUGGGAAUUUGAAGAAAACCUCUCUUCCUCUCUCUAUCAGAUAAACUGUCCCAGGAGUUUCAGCAAUUCAAGAGGUUAUGUUCUAUUCCUCAUCUCUACAGACCCAUGCUAAUGACAGUAAGUGUUGGCUCAAGAGGGAGGAUAUGGAAGGUACACACCAUGGGAUACUCUGUGAGUUUAGCUGAGAGACCACAGAGAAGGCAUGAAGAAUUGGGAUGGGAGACCUACCUUGACCCUAGAGACAUGAAUUGUAAGGUAAACAAUCCCAAAUGGGGGUUCUUCCAGGAAAGCUGCUACUCCCAUCUCCAGUGGAUGGUUUCCCAGAUUCAGAAGAAUGAUUUCACAUGGGGCCCUGAGCAACACCAAGCUUUUGACAGAAUAAACUAGAAAUACUUGGAAAACACUCACAGACACUUGGGCCAAGAACGUGGCAUUUAGUGGGUAUAUUGUAUCAUGCACCAGCUGAGAAAACCACAUGGAUCCAAUGGACUGUGAGACUACACUGAGAGCAAUGGCCAGGGGGAACCUUCAAACAUUGGGAUGCACAUCAGCAAAGGCCACCUUGGUGAGUCAGCACUAUCCCAAGUCAGUACUUAUCCCAAGUGAGCUGCCUCUGCCCAAUCAAAACUUUUACUGUAGAAGAGAAUAAAGUUCCUGUAGUGCAUGUGAAAACUGUCCUGCAGAAGACAGUCUGAGUUGUUCCUACCUUGGACAAACUUUUCUGUGGGAUAGUUUUUGCUGAAGGACUUGGGCACGCUUGUUAAGACAGGAGGAUGGGCAAGUCUGGUUUGUGCCUUGAGUGGAUUUCAUUGAAUAGCCAGUGCAUUGUGUGAUGUUAAUUGCUGUGUAAUGGUGUGUAUUAGUACUUCUAAAACAGCUGCAUGCCCACGAUUGCACUGGGCACCUCAUGGUGCCUGUUUCCACCCCUCCAGCUUUGGGGGUCUGAACCCAGCUGCCCUUAACUGCCAUAUUAAGAAUGAACUUUGCUGUUCUGGACAAGCAGAGCAGUGAUGCAAUCAGAACUGGCUUCAACGUGCAACAAUCCAACACCAGACACCCUCUUUCCUGCGACUGUCAUAAGCCAAAAGUCAUGGACUGAAUGAAUCCAAAAGAUUUCUACGGGGAUUGUCUGUAGAUUAAGGAAAUGGUAUCUGUGUGUGCAUCUAUAAAAAGAUGGGAAGGUGCUGGUAUAUUGGGAAGUGUGGGAUCCUGCGUGACAGAAAUGGUAUGGAGUAAGCAGCUGAUACUUUUCUGGUUUCAUCUGGGAGUUAAUUUUCUUCCUAGUAGCUGGUACAGAGCUGGAUUUUUUUAAUUACUGUUACAGUAAUGUCAACAACACAGUAAUGUUUCAGUUGUUGCUCAGCAGUACUUAUCCCAAAUCCAAGACUUUUCAGUGUCUGAUGCUCUGCCAGUGAGAAGAUGCUCAAGCCAUGAGGGAACAGGGCCAGGACCCUGACCUGAACUGGGCAAAGGGAUAAAACAUGAUGCCCAGUAUUUAAACUGGGGGGAAGUUGGCUGGGAGGGGCCUUUGCUGCUGGGGAACAGGCUGGGCAUCAGUCAGCAAGUGGUGAUGAGCACUUGUGCUCUGCAUCACUUGUGCUUCUCAGGUUUUCUUUCUCUCUCUUUUUCUCGUAUUUUUACUUUGGUUCAAUUAUUUAAGUGCUUUAUCUCAACCCAGUAAUUUUGUUUCCAAUUCCCUUCCCUACAGUAGGGGGAGGGGAUGGGGAGUGAGCCAGAAGCUAUGGGAUGCUUAGGUGGGGUUAAACCACGACAUCAAGGGAUCUUUUGACCUCUGCUCUGUAAAUAUUGUUUCCAUGUCUUACAUGCUGACAAUAGAAACUGCCAAUAGUCAACCUAGCUGUGAUGGCAUUUCAAAAAAAAACAACCCCCAAAUAAACUUAAAGACAAAUUAACUUGUAUAUUCUA
Molecule: messenger RNA, 4767 nt
Organism: Passer montanus (Eurasian tree sparrow)
Lineage: Eukaryota; Metazoa; Chordata; Aves; Passeriformes; Passeridae
Gene: JAM2
Product: junctional adhesion molecule 2
Exons: 10
Coding region: 142-1020 (292 amino acids)
Biological process (GO): leukocyte tethering or rolling
Cellular component (GO): tight junction; protein complex involved in cell adhesion; cell surface
Source: RefSeq, a predicted model, not a curated record